Molecule: messenger RNA, 981 nt
Organism: Eriocheir sinensis (Chinese mitten crab)
Lineage: Eukaryota; Metazoa; Arthropoda; Malacostraca; Decapoda; Varunidae
Exons: 8
Coding region: 1-825 (274 amino acids)
Source: RefSeq, a predicted model, not a curated record
AUGUCAUUUGUAGUUGUGGAGUUUCUGGAUGAAAAGGCAGUUGAAGUUGUUCCCAAGUCAUGGAUAAUGCAUAAAGAAAAAGGUCUGUUUUGUUACUGGCCUCCAGGGGCAGGUGCUGCAGCCAAGGUGAAAAAGGAAGAAAUCCCAGAUAAAGAAAAAUGGAAUUCAUACGAGAUAAGGAUUUUUUCAUCUGCAGAAACCUACAGCAAGGCCCAGGAACUGUCCAGGAGAGCAGAGGUUACGUCAAAUGUUGAAACAGAACCUGAAGGUCCAAAAAGCAGAGCUACCAAAAAGCCUGCUAGAUAUGACUUCUCAGAUGAAGCUGAUGAUGAAGGCGAUAAUCCUGAGUUCUCCCACACUCCAUCUGUAGCUGUUCUGCCACAAUCUCCUCACCUAAAUGUUGGACUUUCCAAAACAAGCUCGCAUCAUACCAAACACUCAGUUGUUCAUGAAAGAUUUUCCUCCCCAGAAUGGUCUGAUGCAUCCUUCAAAACCAGAUCCUCAUCACGGUCCUCAGAAAUAAUACAUGUUAACGCACAAGAUUUGAAAAAAAAAUACACAUCAGCUUCAUCAGACCGAGGUGCAACAGAACUUGUACCUGUUUCACAGACAGAGUUUGCAGAGUUCAAGAGCGCUGUAAUGGCAAACUUCAAGACAAUCCAGGAAAACCAGCGGCUGAUGUUAAGCUGCCUACAGUCUUCUUCCAGUGGGCUAGGGGAUGAUGUGGAGGAUGUACUGCCAGCUCUAGUAAGCAGCUUGGAGGAACUGGAUGACCUAAACUCUAAAUUGGCUGAUCAAUCUUUCAAAAGGAAUUUGGUAAAAUAAAAAUGUAUAAAUUUGAAUAUGAGAAAGUUUCAUGAUAUUUUGAAUAUUGAUAUAAGAUUAUUUUUGUCUUGAAGAAUCAUAUCUUCUUGUAUUUAUGGUCCUACUAUUAUUUGUUGCAGACACUGUAUUUGUCAUCUUUUGGAGGGCACAGCCUUG